Messenger RNA from Myripristis murdjan (pinecone soldierfish), 5612 nucleotides. Its product is annotated as beta-galactoside alpha-2,6-sialyltransferase 2-like. The coding region runs from base 370 to 1842 and encodes 490 amino acids. The transcript is spliced from 6 exons. Gene Ontology annotation, molecular function: beta-galactoside alpha-2,6-sialyltransferase activity. The record is from RefSeq and is a predicted model, not a curated record. Gene Ontology annotation, cellular component: Golgi apparatus. Lineage: Eukaryota; Metazoa; Chordata; Actinopteri; Holocentriformes; Holocentridae. Gene Ontology annotation, biological process: sialylation.
UCCGGCUGCCUCGGCUCUCCGCUCGCAUCGGGACUUUGGCAGGAAUGUUUUGCGGGCUUCUCGCGGCGAAGGCUCGGGGUUUCCGUGCCCUGCGGGGAUUUUGAAGUGGAUACCGGUGCAGUGCGAAGACGGAUGAUGAUGAGGAUCAUGAUGAUGAUGAAGAUGAUAUUGGUGCGCGUGCAGGAGACUCCAUAGCCAUCAUCCCAGCCUUGAAUUGUGUGUAAAAUUCUCAUAAGGAACCAAAUGGGAGCCACUAGUGUCGCCCCGAGCUGCGCUGGGGUGACCUCUGGGUGCGGCUAGCCAGCGGACAGGAGCCCUUUAACCCCGCCCCCCUCUCCCCCCGCCCCGCCCCUUUCUGCUCCAGCUGCCAUGAAGCAGUGGAGGAAGCUGCUCCUGGUGGCCAUGUUGGCCUGGCUCGUCCUCUUCCUGUCCCUGCUCUCUCACUUCCUGGAGCUGCGGUCCAGCACGAUGCCCCGCAGCCGCUCCAAGGCGUCCGGCCCCUCCCUCACCCGCACAGAGAUCCGCCGCCUGGCCUCCAUCCAGGGGGGCCCUAACCCCGGAGGCAAAGGGACCCCGAACUCUUCCCUCGCCCCGCUGAUCCAGGGCGCGAGCUGGCGGGAGCAGCGGCGGGCCGGACCGCCCGGACUCCCCCAGGAGGUCCUCCUCCCGGACACCCAGGAGCGGCACGGAGGCCCACGGGAGGCGGGGGUGUUGUUCAGGCCGGGGCGGGGCAGCAGCGUGACCGCCUGGAGCCUAGAGGAGGACAGGGAGGAGCGCAGGCAGCGGCAGCGGCGAGGGAGGAGGAGGUGGAGCGCGGCGCAGCGCGGCAGCAAACCCACAUCGGACGGCUUCCCGGGCGUCAGGGCGGAGGCGGUGCACCAGAGGCUGUGGAGGAGCAACAUGUCGGCCGCCAUGCUCAGCCCGCGCCUCCAAAAGGCCCUGAGGGUGUACCUGAACUCCAACAAGCACCACGUGGCCUACAGGGGGCAGCGGCGCGGCGGGCGCAGCGGGCACGAGGUGCAGUGCGAGCUGAAGCGGCGGGCCCGGCUCAGGAUGCUGGACGGCCGGGAGGAGCCCUUCGCCAGCCUGGGCUGGGCCGCCCUGGUGCCCCCCCGGCCCCUGGAGCAGCUGCAGGCCUCCGAGUACCAGACGUGCGCCGUGGUGACGUCGGCAGGAGCCAUCCUCAACUCCUCCCUGGGACAGGAGAUAGAUUCCCAUGAUGCCGUGCUUCGCUUCAAUGCGGCGCCGACGAAAGGCUUCGAGAAGGACGUCGGCAACAAGACGACCAUCCGCAUCGUCAACUCCCAGAUCCUGGCUCGACCCAAACACCAGUUCAACACCAGCUCGCUGUACCAGGACGUCACGCUGGUGGCCUGGGACCCGGCGCCGUACUCCGUCGACCUGCACAAGUGGUUCGAGAAUCCCGACUACGACCUGUUCACGCCGUAUAGCGAGCGCCGCCGCCGCCGCCCCGACCAGCCCUUCUACAUCCUGCACCCGGCCUUCAUCUGGCGGCUGUGGGACGUGAUCCAGGCCAACACGGAGGACAACAUCCAGCCCAACCCGCCCUCCUCGGGGUUCAUCGGCAUCCUGCUGAUGAUGGCGCUUUGCCGGGAGGUGCACGUCUACGAGUACAUCCCCUCCGUGAGGCAGACGGACCUGUGCCACUACCACGAGCGAUACUACGACGCCGCCUGCACGCUGGGCGCCUACCACCCGCUGCUCUACGAGAAGCUGCUGGUCCAGAGAAUGAACAUCGCCUCCGAGCACGACCUGAGGACCAAAGGCAAAGUCACCCUGCGUGGAUUCAGUGCUGUCGACUGUGAGCCCGCCGGGGUUUGACCUUUUCGAUAUUUGUAGCAGACCGCCAUGGCAGGUAUAUCAGACAGCGGAUUAGUUUUUGUCGCCCAGUGCCGAUGUGAUGGAGGUGAGGAUUGUACUCAACACAUUUCUACGGCGACAGUCUGUAAAGCCUGUGGUGAAACCUGCCUCACCUUGCCUUAAGGAGCUGCUGGCCCAACUAAGAGUUUUGUUACCAUGGACGUUAGUGUCCCGUCAUCUGAAUGCUGCUUCAGAGGCUUUUCCAUCGUGGCAAGGAUAAAAUCCCAGAGGAAAAAAAACGAAGAUUUUUUUUUUUUAUUCUUGCCACGACAACAUUCAAAUUGAUAUGUACAUUACAAAAUAUCAGCUUUUGGCAGCUUCACAAUCUAAGAAUAUCAGUUUUGUUAUCGGCCUUCAGAGAUUCACAUCGGUCAAACCUUUGCCACAGAAGAAGGAUCGCAGUAAGCGUCCGAGUCCUCAUUCCUUCAAGCGUACUCUUCUCUCUGAUGGAUUUGGGAGCUGGAUAACGUCGUCAAAUGCCCUCACUAACUCUUUAAUCGGGGGCAAACGUACAGCUCAAAGGAGAGGAUGGGAGCGAGGUCACACUUUCAGCAGCUGUCUUUCUUUGCCUUAACUCUCUCGGUCUUAAAUUAAAGCAUCGGCAGUGGCCGCUGCAGCAGAGACAGCCAGUCGCUGUCUUCACGCUUUCCCAAUGUGGCUUUUACAAGUGCACAUUUUUGAGGCGGAACUGACAAGAAGGGUGUACAGAUAGUUAUUAGAAAAGAUAAUUCAAAGUUAUGUCUGAGAAGCGUCAGCUGAUUUUCUCGGUUGUUGCGGCAGCUGGGAAAAAAAAAAAUCCCUCUAGCAAUAGCUCACAUUUAAGAGGUUAAAGGCAUGCAGGCGUCAUGUUGUUCUAUCGUCUGUUCAAGUCGUUUCUGUGGAAUGGCUCCUUUGAUUUAAGAAAAAAAAAAAAAAAGAAGUAGAAGAAGAAGCCCCAAUCCAGAUAUAUAUUUUUUUCAGUUCAUCCAAACACAAAGCCGAUGCAGAGAUAGGCCUUGUUAAAGAAGAGCGGAGACUUCCAGAACGUGCUGUGAUUCAAGAUUCAGGUCAGUUUUGGCAACAAACAGCCGACGCAAACGAAACGGCUCCAGCUCCAAAACACGAUUAACUCAUGCACAGACCGCCAACAGACGUGCUGCUAUGCUCUCACUCUGGAUUGGGGCUUUUGUGUCAAUAAUUAUAAAGGGAUACCUCACCCAAAACCUACACACUGUGCACCGUUCACUCAGCCCAAGGUGUCCUGAAUAGCUGACAAAGAAAGUGUUUUUAUUCAAACAGCUGAGCAGCGACUUUGAUAAACAGUAACAAAAGGGAUACGAAAACACUGUUGUGAAAUCUCUGUUUGUACGUUCAAUACAUCCCAAACCAACAUUUCUCUAAAAACAAUGUUAACUUCUCUUGAAAAAUCCGGUGGAGAAAGUUGAAUUUGUUGAACAUGUAAGCCAGUCGAACCCAGGAGAAGUGGUUUAUCUUGCAUUUCUUUGGUGAAGGAACAUUGGUUGGAGACGUUCUUAAGAGCCAAAUGGAGAGUUAAAACAUGAAUUGUGAAACGAAAGAUUGAAAAAGAGAACUUGAGAAAUAGAAAUUGAAACGGAAGAUUUCUUAUCCUUUUUGCCGCUGAUUAUUGAAGUCAUCAUCAACUUAGGCUUUUUUCACUGAAUGUACAAGAUCUUGAGGAGAGUAAAUAAUACAAAAUGGACUGUUUUUGGGUGAAGUAUUCCUUUAAAGCUGCACUAGGCAAGUGUGCACUUUGGCGACCCCAAGUGGCAGCAGGUGAUAACUGCAUGUUUUGUUUUGUUUUUUUAACAGAAGUACUUCAUUACCUUCAUUUCCUCUUGGCGUUUGUUGGGAAAAGAUGAUAAAGAGGUUCAUCCAAUCGUUUAGGAGCUUUUUAGGAGACAGUUUUGGAUUUGACUCCUGCGUCUCACAACUUAACCAAGAAUUUAAUCUGAUUCAAUUAGCGGUGAUGGGACGCUCCUCUCUGUUGGGAUUUAAAUCUUUUGCAUCGAAACCUUGCCUAGUGCUGCUUUAAGGGCUUUAACUCUGUCAUUGGUGGCUAAACAUAGUCUCUUGUUAGGAAAACGGAUUAUGAUAGAAGUGAAUGACUUUUGUUUUGAUUGUAAUGUAUUACUGAGGUAAGUUCUGUAAUGCGUAGUCCCAUAAUCUGGGAGAUUCUCGAGAAUGUGAUUGUGUUUAAUUUGUUGGGUGUUGAUGGUCAGGGGCCAGAUUUCGGUCAGCAUCUGACUUCUCUUAAUUAAUUUUAUUAUGUAAUUCAGGGAUAUUAGCUUACCAUAGAUCAGGGAGCAUGCCUUCAGACCUGUUUUUGGACAUUUUUACACAUUUCGGGCUUUGAAUCAGCUUUUGUCCAGACAGUUUUAUUCAAAAUUCAUCAUUUUCGGUUGGAAGCACGCUUGAUAUAUUCACUUUUAUGGCCAGUUUCAAGGACUUCUACAGUGCUAAAUUAUUUACGGAAAACUUAUCUGAUGUAACGCUUCCGCAGACACCGGGCGGAUCCUCACGGGGGGGAAUUCUGCCAAAAUUUGACUCGCUUAAUGAGUAAAAUUACAAGUGGUGAAACUCGUUCUGAAACUCUGAAAUAUGUCGUGGUUUGUGUCCUGGGUUUUUGGGCGGCGUGGCUGCAGGCGAGGCGCACACCUCGACACACGGAGUGCCUCUCGGCGGCGAGUUACAACGGCCUCGGCACAAAAGGCCGCUUGUUCCCCAACACCGAGUGAGAUCACCCGUUGACUGAUAAGGCUUUGUGUUUACUGGCCUCUGGAAGCAAUCUGUCUCAUGCAUGUUGUAUAUAAUUUUUUAAUCACUGACAGGCUCUUACACAUACAUCGACUCCGAGAAGAAAAAGAAAAAAGAAAAAAGGAUUUGUUAUCCAGCACUUAACAGCCAGUUUCUGACAAGAGUCUUGUUAGCGCGUCUGCAUUCCAUAAAGUAUUGUUUACCCAUAAUAACCCGAUUGUCAAACUGAUUUCUCCCGGCCUUGGUGUCCGUAUAUGGCGCACUGUGUAAACAAGGGUUGAAUUUGUUUUAUUUCUCUUUGGGAAAUCGAGCCAGCUGUAAUGAAACGCAGCUAUGAAUAGUUUUAGAGGCCCCUCGUACAGCUGAGAUGCCUCUGGCGGUGAAAACAGACUUGAUAUUGUGCCAAAACGAUUGCCGGGUGAAAGCCUUUGCUGCUACGAUAAGCUUGACAGGUCCUAACCACUGUAUCGCUGUCGCUGGACGAAAACCACAUAUCUGCACUUUCCAGGAACGGGGGAAAAGAUUGAAGUUCCUCCCUGAUUCCUGUGCGUUUUUUUUUGUUUGUUUUUUUGUUUUUUAAACAGUACACACCCAAUAAGGUUUUCAUUAGGAGAUCAAGGAAAUAAAGCAACCGCUCAAUGCAAAAAUGACAAUAUCAGCUGGUCAGCAAAGUGAAAUUGAAACGCUAACAUUGCAGCCUCUUGUUUCUUCCACAACAGCAGCCGUGUAUUUUCAAGGCGCAGACUUCGGCGUGUUGUAAAUAUGACCAGAUCCAAUCUACGCCCUUACCAUGUGUCGGUGUUUGUCAUUGGGUUUAAUGGAUUGCACAGAGAGACAGCAAUAGAAUUGUCCUCAUUUUUUUUCUAGUGUAAGAGGCCUGUGUUAAGGAUAGGCUUUCUGUAGGCACUUGAGAGAAAAAGUGCAGUAUUUCACAUAUUGUUUUCUACUUGGACUAAAUAAAGCUGUACUAGCUAGUA